UGAAAAGAAAAACAUGGAAAACGGAGACGGACCAAGACAAAAGAGAUAAGUAGCGAGUCAAGAGCGUAGACUGUAACGACAGUGGAUGGCGGUCGUAGCCGUUCCUAGUGCUUCUAACUUAUUUAAAAAUCUUUGUCUCACUAUCUCUGUCUAAACUCUAAAGUCUUUCUCUUUUUAUUUUUGAGAAAAGUUAAAAGAAAAAAAAGGGAGAACAAAAAUGGAGAACAAUAACAUGGGAGAGUUGAAGUGCCGAAAUAGGAAGCAAGUUCAUUUGUUUUAUUGUAUGGAAUGUGAAGAACUUGCCCGUAAAGUUGCUACUCAUUCUGAAUUCAUUACCCUUCAAUCUAUCAACUGGAGGAAUUUUGAUGAUGGAUUUCCAAAUCUUUACAUAAACAAUGCACAUGAUAUCCGAGGCCAGCAUGUUGCCUUUCUUGCAUCCUUCAGCUCCCCAGCUGUUAUCUUUGAACAGCUUUCUGUCAUAUAUAAUCUUCCGCGAUUAUUUGUUGCUUCCUUCACAUUGGUGUUGCCAUUCUUUCCGACUGGCUCCUUUGAGAGAAUGGAAGAAGAAGGAGAUGUAGCAACUGCAUUUACUAUGGCAAGGAUUUUGUCAAAUAUUCCCAUAUCUAGGGGUGGUCCUACAAGUUUAGUCAUUUAUGACAUCCAUGCUCUGCAGGAAAGAUUUUAUUUUGGAGAUCAUGUGUUGCCGUUAUUUGAAACUGGGAUUCCUCUUCUAAAGCAACGUCUUCACCAGCUUCCUGAUGCUAAUAAGAUAGUUGUUGCGUUUCCGGAUGAUGGAGCUUGGAAACGAUUUCACAAGCUGUUGGAUAAUUUUCCAACGGUUAUCUGCACCAAGGCUCGUGAGGGUGACAAGAGGAGAGUUCAACUCAAGGAGGGAAAUCCUGCUGAUUGUCAUGUCGUGAUAGUUGACGACUUAGUGCAAUCUGGAGGCACUCUUAUUGAAUGCCAGAAAGUUUUGGUAGCUAAUGGUGCGGCAAAGGUGAGUGCAUAUGUGACUCAUGGUGUUUUUCCUAAGCGUUCGUGGGAGCGAUUUACGCAAAAGAAUGAAGGAUCAGAGAAGGGAUUUGCCUUCUUUUGGAUCACUGAUUCAUGCCCUCACACUGUUAAAGCCAUAGGAAACACAGCUCCUUUCGAAGUUCUGAGUCUUGCAGGAUCAAUUGCUGAUUCUCUACAAAUUUAACCGAAUAUUCCCAUUUCCAAGCUGCUUCGUAUCAAUUUUUUUUUUCAGUCCAUUUGGAAGUCCGAUCAGAGGGAUUCUCAGUGCACCAGAAGGUGCAUUUUAUGGCUGGACCCCUAAUGCUCUCCGCCUAUUCAAUGUAUUUGGACCAUCAAGAUGUUAUUAAACUCAUUAGCUUUAAUUAAUUCAGUGAUAAAAUAA
Messenger RNA from Durio zibethinus, 1396 nucleotides. Its product is annotated as ribose-phosphate pyrophosphokinase 4-like. NCBI's taxonomy places the organism in Eukaryota, Viridiplantae, Streptophyta, Magnoliopsida, Malvales, Malvaceae. The record is from RefSeq and is a predicted model, not a curated record. Gene Ontology annotation, molecular function: magnesium ion binding. Gene Ontology annotation, biological process: purine nucleotide biosynthetic process; 5-phosphoribose 1-diphosphate biosynthetic process. Gene Ontology annotation, cellular component: ribose phosphate diphosphokinase complex; cytoplasm.